Molecule: messenger RNA, 4525 nt
Organism: Anas platyrhynchos (mallard)
Lineage: Eukaryota; Metazoa; Chordata; Aves; Anseriformes; Anatidae
Gene: YTHDC2
Product: YTH N6-methyladenosine RNA binding protein C2
Cellular component (GO): intracellular anatomical structure
Molecular function (GO): ATP binding; helicase activity; RNA binding
Source: RefSeq, a predicted model, not a curated record
CCGUCACGACGCUGCCCCCGCCCGCCCCGUGCCCGGUGCCGGUCUCCCCGCGGUGCUCGCAGCCAUGGCCCGGCCCUGCGCUGCCGGUGGCGGUGCCGGUGGCGGUGGGGGCGGUGGCGGCUUCCCCCGGCAGCCCGGCGGCCCGCAGGGGGGCUCCUCGUCGGGCCGCGGGCGCGGCCGGGCGCUGAAGGAUAUCCGCGUGGACGAGGAGGUGGAGAUCGCCGUCAGCGCGGCCCUGGAGCGGUUCCGAUACGGGGACGAGAAAGAGAUGGAGUUCCCUUCUUCCUUUACGAACAUCGAGCGGGCCUUCGUGCACCGGCUGUGCCAGUCGCUCGGGCUGGUAUCGAAGAGUAGAGGAAAAGGAUCAAAUCGAUACCUGACUGUAAGGAAGAAAGAUGGAUCAGAAGUAAUUCAUGCAGUAAUGACUUGUUGUUUGGUUCCAACGACAAAACAUGCCAUUCAGAGGUUGAUUCAGAGAUUUCCUGUCACAAGCAAAGAACGAACAGAACUUCUGCCAAAGACUGAGCGAGGAAAUGCAUUUGCUGUGGAAGCUGAAAACAGAGAAAUCAACAAGGCAAGUGGACGGCUGAACAGUGGUAUCCCUCAGGUUCCUGUGAAAAGAGGGGAAUCGGAGUUCGAUUAUUUCAGGCAGUCACUACCAGUUUUUGAAAAACAGGAGGAAAUUGUCAAAAUAAUCAAGGAAAAUAAAGUUGUUCUAAUUGUGGGAGAGACUGGAUCAGGAAAAACUACUCAAAUUCCUCAGUUCCUUCUUGAUGACUGUUACAAAAAUGGAAUUCCCUGUCGUAUAUUUUGCACUCAGCCAAGACGUUUGGCAGCUAUUGCUGUGGCUGAACGAGUGGCGGCAGAAAGAAGAGAAAAGAUUGGCCAGACAGUUGGUUAUCAGAUCCGAUUAGAAAGCAGGGUUUCUCCAAAGACACUGUUAACAUUUUGCACUAAUGGCAUACUACUUCGCACACUAAUGACAGGAGACAGUGCUCUAUCAACAGUGACACAUGUUAUUGUGGAUGAAGUACAUGAGAGGGAUAGAUUCAGUGACUUCUUGUUAAUAAAACUGAGAGAUGUAUUGCAGAAACAGAGUAAUUUAAAACUAAUCAUUUCUAGUGCUGCUCUAGAUGCGAAUCUCUUUAUUAGGUAUUUUGGAAGUUGCCCCGUAAUACACAUACAAGGAAGGCCUUUUGAAGUUAAAGAGAUGUUUUUAGAGGACAUUUUACGAAGCACUGGAUAUACAAACAAAGAGAUGUCAAAGUACAAAAAGGAGAAACAGCGAGAAGUAAAACAGCAAAGCACUCUUACUGAGUGGUAUUCUGCUCAAGAAGAUAGUAGCAAGACAGAAUCUCAGAGACAAAGAUCUGUUCCAAAUCUAUCUGAAGAGUAUAAUCUGAUGGAUGAUGUGGGUGACACAGUAUUUAAUCAACUGACUGAAAAAGAUGCAAAUUGUCUUGAACCAUGGCUAAUAAAGGAAAUGGAUUCUUGUCUUUCUGACAUCUGGUUGCAUAAAGAUAUUGAUUCCUUUGCUCAGGUGUUCCAUUUAAUUUUAACUGAAAAUGUUAGUGUUGAUUAUAGGCACAGUGAAACCAGUGCAACUGCACUAAUGAUUGCAUCAGGGAGAGGCUUCCUGAGUCAAGUAGAACAACUGAUUAGCAUGGGAGCAAGUAUCCACUGCAAAUCAUCCAAUGGCUGGAUGGCUCUGGACUGGGCUAAGCACUUUGGGCAGACGGAGGUUGUUGACCUGUUGGAAUCCUACAGUGCAUCAGUAGAAUUUGGAAAUCUGGAUGAAAGUUCCCUUGUUCAGUCAAGUGGUAAUGACCUUGAAGCAGAGGACAGAGAAUUGUUGAAAGCUUAUCAUCACAGUUUUGAUGAUGAAAAGGUGGAUCUGGACCUGAUCAUGCACAUACUUUAUAACAUCUGUCACACUUCAGAUAGUGGAGCAAUUCUAAUAUUUCUUCCUGGCUAUGAUGAGAUAGUUAGCUUGAGGGACCGUAUUCUUUUUGAUGACAAGAGAUUUGCUGACAAUGCUCACAGAUAUCAAGUUUUCAUGCUUCAUUCAAAUAUGCAGACUUUGGAUCAGAAGAAAGUGCUUAGAAGUCCACCUUCUGGUAUUCGCAAAAUAAUUCUUUCUACUAAUAUUGCAGAAACCAGCAUCACAGUUAAUGACGUUGUAUUUGUUAUUGACUCCGGCAAGAUGAAAGAGAAAUCUUUUGAUGCACUGAGUUGUGUUACAAUGCUAAAAACUGUGUGGAUUUCAAAAGCUAGUGCCAUCCAGAGAAAAGGCAGGGCUGGGCGCUGUCGGCCUGGAGUCUGCUUCCGUCUCUUCAGCAGGCUCAGAUUUCAGAAUAUGUUGGAAUUUCAGACUCCAGAACUUCUACGAAUGCCACUUCAGGAGCUUUGUUUACACACAAAACUGCUGGCUCCAAUUAAUUGUCCAAUUGUUGACUUCCUUAUGAAAGCUCCUGAUCCUCCACCGGCUUUAAUUGUGAGAAAUGCUGUGCAAAUGCUUAAGACAAUAGAUGCUAUGGAUCCUUGGGAGGACCUCACUGAACUUGGUUAUCAUCUUGCUGAAUUACCAGUAGAGCCACACCUUGGUAAAAUGGUGCUGUGUGCUGUUGUUUUGAAGUGCCUGGAUCCCAUUCUUACUAUUGCUUGUACUCUUGCAUAUCGGGACCCUUUUGUCCUACCUACACUGGCCUCUCAGAAGCGUGCAGCUUUGCUGUGCAGAAAACGUUUAACUGCAGGAACGUUUAGUGACCAUAUGGCACUUCUCAGGGCUUUCCAGGCAUGGCAGAAGGCACGGAGUGAUGGCUGGGAGAGAACCUUCUGUGAAAAGAACUUUCUUUCUCAGGCCACCAUGGAAAUCAUCAUAGGAAUGAGAACACAAUUGCUUGGUCAGCUUAGAGCUUCAGGUUUUGUCAGAGCCCGAGGAGGAGCUGAUAUCAGAGAUGUUAACACUAACUCUGAAAACUGGGCUGUAGUUAAAGCUGCCUUGGUGGCUGGGAUGUAUCCCAAUCUAGUACAUGUGGACAGGGGAAACCUGGUUUUGACGGGACCAAAAGAGAAGAAAGUGCGUUUUCAUCCUACCUCUGUUCUUAAUCAGACUCAGUAUAAAAAGAUUCCACCAGCGAACGGGCAAGCUGCAGCUGUUCAGGCACUCCCCACAGACUGGCUUAUAUAUGAUGAAAUGACAAGAGCUCACAGGAUAGCAAAUAUCAGAUGUUGUUCAGUUGUAACAUCUGUCACUGUGGCACUCUUCUGUGGACCAGCUAGGUUACCACGUAACGCUUUGCAGGAGCCUUCAUUGCUUCGAGGGGAUGGGGUAUCCAAUGAGAACAGUGAUAGUGAGCUGGAGGAUGAAGCAAAUUCUAAUUCAGCGUUACUGAAGCUAGAUGAAUGGCUUCAUCUCAAACUGGACUCUGAGGUUGCUUGUUUGCUGUUGCAACUCAGACAGAAGUGGCAUAGCUUAUUUCUGCGUCGUAUGCGAGCUCCUUCUAAACCGUGGUCUCAAAUUGAUGAAACGAUAAUAAAAGCAAUCAUAACUGUUUUAAGUACUGAAGAACAGGCUGCAGGUUUGCAGCAGCCUUCAGGAAUUGGUCAGAGGCCAAGGCCUAUGUCUUCUGAAGAACUUCCUUUAGCAUCUGCAUGGAGGUCAACCAGCAGUAGAAAUAGCUCAGCAGAAACUGAAUUGCCUGAUGACUCCUCUAAUGCUGAAAAAAUUUUAAUGAAAUCUAUGCCUCCAGAAUUCCAGCCAAAGAAAUACAACAAAAAAAACACUUCGCACUCCAAACGAACAUCAGAUGACAGGUCAGAUCAAUCAUCAGCGAGGUCUACAGACAGUAGUAGCUAUCCUAGCCCAUGUGCUAGUCCUUCUUCAACAACAUCUGGAAAGGCCUCCCAAUCUCCUUCACCAAGAUCAAAUAUGCCAGUUCGGUACUUCAUAAUGAAAAGUAGCAACUUGCAAAACCUUGACAUUUCUCAGCAGAAAGGUAUAUGGUCUACAAUGCCAAACAAUGAACGAAAACUAAAUAGAGCUUUCUGGGACAGCAGCAUGGUUUACUUAAUAUUUUCUGUUCAAGGAUCUGGACACUUUCAGGGAUUUGCCAGAAUGUCUUCUGAGAUAGGGAGUGAGAAAAGUCAAGACUGGGGAUCUGCCGGUUUAGGAGGUAUAUUUAAGGUGGAGUGGAUCCGAAAAGAAAGCAUUCCUUUUCAGUUUGCACACCAUUUGCUCAACCCUUGGAAUGACAAUAAGAAAGUACAAAUAAGCAGAGAUGGCCAGGAGCUGGAACCACAAGUUGGAGAGCAGUUGCUACAACUUUGGGAUCGUAUUCCUUUGGCAGAAAAAACUCAACUGAGUUGAGGAUGUAAAGUAAUAUAGUAGAGCUGUGGUUGUCAAAACAUCACUUAAAAGUGGUAAAACCAGCACUGUGCCUACAACAUAAAGAAGAGGAAGAAGGUGGUGCAAGAAGCUCCUGAAGUUGUUAGUAAUGCUGUGCUGCUAGCAGUGGGGGGGAGA